Pundamilia nyererei is the source of this 373-nucleotide messenger RNA. Its product is annotated as lithostathine-1-like. The record is from RefSeq and is a predicted model, not a curated record. Lineage: Eukaryota; Metazoa; Chordata; Actinopteri; Cichliformes; Cichlidae. The annotation marks the transcript as partial. The transcript has 2 exons.
ACUCGUCAGUACUACUUUGUGAGCACCUCAAAGACAUGGACAGAUGCACAGAGUCACUGCAGAAAUGUCUACACUGACCUGGCAACCAUAGAAAACACAGCUGAUCUUUAUGCUGUCACAAGCAUUGCACCAAACACAGGUAAGGCAUGGAUAGGUCUCCAUGAUGACCUGCAGAACAGCUGGAGAUGGUCCCUAAAUGACAGCAGCUUCUAUGGUGUGGGAGAGGCAGCAUUUAGAAACUGGUACCCUGGUUCGCCCAACAAUCUUAAUGGACAGCAACAGUACUGUGUGGCACUUUUAAGUGGGAGUCCAUACAAUGGUGAAUGGGAUGAUCGUUAUUGUGGCAAUAACUACUCCUUUGUGUGCUAUAAUG